This is a messenger RNA of Cryphonectria parasitica EP155, 726 nucleotides long. RefSeq lists its product as uncharacterized. Bases 1 to 726 code for a protein of 241 amino acids. The record is from RefSeq and is a predicted model, not a curated record. NCBI's taxonomy places the organism in Eukaryota, Fungi, Ascomycota, Sordariomycetes, Diaporthales, Cryphonectriaceae. The transcript is spliced from 3 exons.
AUGAAGCUGAUCGUGGCCGGCGGCACGGGGUUUGUGGCCACAGAGGUCAUCAGACAGUCUCUUGAGCUACCAGAGAUCACCUCGCUUGUUGUUCUGGCCCGUAAACCCGUACCCGUCCCGGACAGCCCUGGCUCAUCCAAAAUGAAGACAUUAAUCAUCCGCGACUAUGAUGACUAUCCUGACGAUGUCAAAGCCGAGUUCGCAGGGGCAGCUGCCUGUAUCUGGACAGUGGCUAUAACGCCAGGCAAGGCCAGGGCCUUCGACCCGGCCGAGGUGAAGCGGGUGUGCCAGACAUGCACGCUGGCGGGGAUGCAGGCAAUGUACGAUGCGAAGCCCGCCAAGCCGUUCGUCUUUGUCUAUCUCAGUGCGGAGGGAUUGCCCGAGGACCCAAAGCAGAAACCUUUGCUCUUUGGUGAACACAGGCUCAUGCGCGCCGAGACGGAAAAGAUAGUGCGCCAGUUCGCGGCGCAGCGCGACGGGCUCGAGAUUCAUGUAGCGCGCCUGGGCCUGGUCACGUCCGCGGGGGUGCUCUGGCAGGCGAUGCGUGCCACCAACAUGAUACCGGGAGCCAGGGCCAUGGCGCCCAAUGUGAGCCGGACAGAGGUGGCGGCGGCGAUCCUCGACCAGCUCCUGCGUGGGUUCGAGAGGGAAACGCUGUCGAAUGCUGAUCUGGCCCGCAUCGGACAGGCGGCGAUGAAGGCCAAGGGGGAUACUGGGCAAUACUGA